AUGCUGGGCAUCAACAACUCCUCCAAGAGGGAGCUGCCGGACUUCGGAUCAGGUAAGUGCAACGCGGUGCUCACAAACGCGGGGCCGACGCUGCUGCUGCCCGCCAAGGGCGGCAUCGAGGCCCUGUGCUUUCUUUGGUCACUGCUCAAAGUAUCCGUCGGGUGUGGGAUAUGGGUAUGA
Messenger RNA from Symbiodinium sp. CCMP2592, 180 nucleotides. The record is from the annotation of a GenBank genome assembly. Lineage: Eukaryota; Dinophyceae; Suessiales; Symbiodiniaceae.